CGUCAUCCUUCAGCCAGUCCUCCUCAGAUGGCGGAGGAAUCUCCAGGGAAUGCUUCCGGACAUGCACAGGCAUCUGGCUGCCUGUCCCAGCACCGGUGCAGUAAUCACAGCAGGUGCAGAAGAACGAAGAAUCGCACAAUAUCUACUUUCAUGAGAGCCACGCAGUACACGUGCAUGCUGCUGAGCUAUGUCAUAGAGCGUAAGGCCGAUAAGGAGGAGCUGGUGCUGAAGCUGAAGCAGCUGGAAGCCAGCAUGAGCUCUGGCCGCAAGAUGUUCAGACUGGGCAACACGGUGCAUGCCUUGGUAGCAGCCAGGAGAACUACGCAGCUGCCAGACGUGGUUCCUCGCGUCUGCCUUACGGCUUCCAACCUAACCCGUGCCCUGUACUUCGUCUGCGACACAGUUCUGUGGUUGAAGAGCGUUGGACUCCAGCCUGACAUCGAUGUGCCCAAGUGGCGGAACUGGGCCACCAAGUGCUACUACUUUUCACUGCUGAUGAACCUGGCCAGGGAUUGGUAUGAGGUCUCGUGGAGGCUGGAACAAGCUGUACAGGAAGAAAAGAUUAGAGAGAAUUCUUCCUGGGACAAACGAAAUCAGGAACUAAAUUAUUUGAAAUGUGAUGGUUUGCACGGUUUUUUCCUCCUCCUGUUUCAGAUACUUAAAAAUCAUCCUCCUCUGGUGCUAGACAUGGUGAAGAAUCUCUGUGAUCUCUCGGGUCCUUUGGAUACGCUAGGGAUCUACAAGACCAAUCCAGGAGUGAUUGGUUUCUGUGGCCUCCUCUCCUCUCUGGUGGGGAUCCUCACAUUAGCAAGCCCUCAUCUGAAGCUGAAACAGUGACGGAGAGGAACUGCACGGCAUGCAGUGAGCCAACAGCUUUGAACUUCUGACAGGUUUUGAUUCUUCUUAUGGCACUUUACAAAUGAAGAUAUCUCACAGUAACCUCAAGAUGAGUUUUGUCCUCUGAAUAAAUGAACUCCACCAUUGCUCCUUCCCUCUCUCUUUGCAGAUGAGUUUAGUGCCCAAUGGAGUGAAAAUGAGAGAAGACAGAAUAAUAUUGCACAAACAGAAACAGGACCUGGAACAUGGCUGCCAGAUAAGGAAAUACUGAUGAUCCUUUAUUACAGGAUCCUUUAUUACAGGGUUACGAAAUAGGUGCCUAGACUACUGCAAUAGGUAAUAGGACUCAUAAUUAAUCGUGUUUACACUGGAAAGCUAGAAUUCACCAAUCAGAGGUUCCUGCAGUCAAAUUUUCUACAGCGUGUUCAGUCAAGUUAGGAACUCUGCUUAAAUGGCCUGAAGUAAAGCCGGAGUGUUGUGAUGGGACUGGGUUGCUGAAUCCUGACGUCUGUGGGCAGUGGUUUGAUGAUAACAGAAGUGGUGUUUCCUGACCUUCCAGUGAUCUCUGUGUUACGUGAGCACACGCUGUUGACGCUAGACCUAUGGUCUGGUGAGUGCCAGCUUUGUCCCAGGGAAUCAGCACCUUCUACUUCUCCUUCAGUAAUGUGAGCCAAGGACUGCUGGACACUUACUCUGACUUUUCCAGCUGAGGACUUUGGUGAAGAACAGUGCCUGGGAAAAGCUGGUCUCAUUGCCGAUAAUGCUGUGAUUUGUAGGGAACUGCCUUUCCAAAGCUGUGAAUCUGGAACCUCUCCUGAGCACUACAUUUCCCAUUACACAUGCACCUUAACUCCCAAGCCCCCGCGAUUCUAAAUCCAACGAUUUUACAUUAAUCACAGUGUGGUAAGCAGCUUGUUCUUCUGUUUUAAUUUUACUUGAAAACAUCCAGUGUAAUAAGGAGCUUUGGAACCUGUAUUUAAGGAGAGAAGGCUGUCUUGGAGCUUGUUGAGUCAAGGGUGUGUUUCCAGUUGUGUAAGCUCCUGGAGGGAAGGGAAUGGAGUUGGACUUGAUCGUAUCUGAAUCUCCUCGAGAAGAGAAGCUUAUUACCUGGAUUUGGGCAUUCACAUUUCACAUUUUCCUUCUUGAUCCUCAUUAUCCUCCCAUCGCAACCACCAGAUUUCUUUUGCAUUCCCUCACUAGUUCUACCAUUGGAAAAUGCCUUGUAUUUGCCCUGUGACAGCGUAAUUGCUCUUCAGUUAUCUAGCUGGGAAUGAUUGCCUGGCACUGAUCUAGGUUAAAGGAGAAAUACAGUGUCCAACUGUCUCUCAGCUACAUGACGUGCAGCCUUUGUUGCUCCUGGCUUUGCAGAGUACACCAUCUGAGAAAAAUUUGCACAUCAUGUAGGAGACAAAAUUAUUGCUUUUCUUCAUCAGAACUCGGCCUGUGAGUUCUGUUGCUUUCAGAUUCAAGGACUCCAUGUUUCAUUUGUCAGGAGAUGUGAACAGAGAUUUCUCUAACGAGGACCAAGGUACUCUCUUAUUACUUCUGAUACUGUCUGUAAACAGAAAUUAAAAGGUGCUGGUCUCCUUUAUUAAAAGGAGAAGGCUGUGGAAUUGAGUAGGCAUGGUAAUGCAGUGCCCCAGUUUACCUUAAGUCGUUGUGGUCAUGCCUGGAAUCACUUCCACUUUGAAUCUGAAGUCGUAGGCUGCCAAUGAAGUGUUUGAAAAAAGAGGUUGCUGAGCAGGAUAAUUAAGUGUGUCUGCAGACCAAACGUGGCCUGCAGCAGCUCUUCUUUUUAAUAUGGAAAUGAACACCAUUAAAAGCAGAGCGCACUGGCAGUUCAGACCAUAAUGGAUAUGUUGCCUUCAAGGGCUUCCUCCUGGUACCCUUUUUAACAAUGGGGUUGUUUUGUUCCUUUACUCCCUUUGCCUUUGAGAUGCUGGCCAUGUGUGACCCAUCCCUCCCUUGGUCAGACUGAUCAUUAUCCUAGCGUGCAGCAACCCCUACACCCUCUUAAUUCCUCUCCUAAGGAGAAGAAUCUCGAUGACCUGGCAGUGGAGGUUUGCCUACCCUUUGCUUACAGAAUUUUGUCUUCCUGCAAGAAACUGCAUUAUGAAUUUGUCUCAGGGGACCUCUUGGAUACAAAAUAGAUUUUCCACUGUUUUACAAGCUGAUUCCUCUUUUUCCCGUGUAGUUCAUAGGUAAAGGGAAGUAGAUUAACUUGCUGAUGUGGCCCCUGGCCAGAUAUACCUCGCUCUGCCCUCUGCAGAGGGAUUAGUGUGAGUUUUUUGCCCUUGUGCCAAGCAAACACUAUGCAAAGCCACAAGCCAGUUCUUGAUGUUUCUCCUGGGGGGACUGGGGUGGAUUAACAAGUACAGACUUAACCUGGGAGAUAGGGCAAUGAAUUUUCAGCAUUUCUCAGCCUUACCUGCCCCAUUCUGUAUAGAACAGGUCGGAGCAUACAGGAGUAACUUUACUAGAUGUUAAGCACUAACACUUGCCUUUCUGCUCCCCAGCUGGAGGCAGGUAAUUUAAUGUACUUUAAUGUGAUGUAACUGAAGCCAUAGAAUCAUGAUCAAUGGAGAAGAUCCUUUUAGUGCCUUUUCUUUGUGUUUCUAAUACAGCAGUUGGAAUAAGGACAGCUGUUUGAACACAAGCAAUAAACUUAUCUAAGAAUGACA
Oxyura jamaicensis (ruddy duck) is the source of this 3518-nucleotide messenger RNA. It is a transcript of the gene PEX11A, whose product is annotated as peroxisomal biogenesis factor 11 alpha. The record is from RefSeq and is a predicted model, not a curated record. Bases 28 to 837 code for a protein of 269 amino acids. Gene Ontology annotation, biological process: regulation of peroxisome size; peroxisome fission. The transcript is spliced from 3 exons. NCBI's taxonomy places the organism in Eukaryota, Metazoa, Chordata, Aves, Anseriformes, Anatidae. Gene Ontology annotation, cellular component: peroxisomal membrane.